Messenger RNA from Lineus longissimus, 1271 nucleotides. RefSeq lists its product as uncharacterized. The transcript has 3 exons. Bases 29 to 589 code for a protein of 186 amino acids. NCBI's taxonomy places the organism in Eukaryota, Metazoa, Nemertea, Pilidiophora, Heteronemertea, Lineidae. The record is from RefSeq and is a predicted model, not a curated record.
CGUAUUUUUGUUCUACAAAUACUUUUGAAUGAGUUUCAAAAUGUCCUCUCAGUUUUUCGUUAGCUUUUUCGUGUUAGCUGCUCUGGCUUUAAUGGAGGGUGUUUUUUGCCUGAAAUGUCAGCAGUGUUGCUACACAGAUGACACCACGGGCUCAAUUGCAGUCCCUCAAAUGGCAGGUGACUCGGCCAUCGUGUGUGCCCCAGCCAACAUGGACUGUCUGUUUGGGGCCAAGAAGUUCGAGCAGGAUUGUGGAACCGGCGACUGGAGAUGUCUGUCUGCCUUGAGAUCAUCGUCGACCCCAACCAAACAGGUCCUGAUCCGGAUGUGUCAGAAGAAAACGCCCGAUUCUGGAUCGCCGAAUUGUGACGGAACAGAACCCGUCACGAUCAAAGCUGGCGUAGGUCCAGCACCCCCCAUUGUAGCGAUCCCCGGCGAUCCCGGACUCACUCACUGCUGCGACGACAACAACUGCAUCACCAAGGAUGAUCUGUGGACGAAAGCAUGCCCGGAGAAGCCGAAUGCCGCAAGUCGCACUGGCUUCAAUUUCAUGUUUUUCCUUUUUAUUUUUUUAGUCGUGAAGUUCUUUUAACUUGCUUCGUUAGAUUCAAAUGGUGGCUUUGCUGUGCAUGUAAUAAUCCCACUCCAAUCGUCAGAAGUUGAUCGACACGUGCCUGCUAGAUAUUAGUAACCUUUGGUCAUCACAACGACAGAAACAAACGCUUUGAGAACAGAAUAGAUUUUCCAAACAACCAAACAUCUUUAGGAUAAUUUCUCAGAGGCACAAAUGAUCACUUUUUGCAAUUUUAGAAAACGCUGGUUUAUAUUCGUGAUGCUCUUUGAGGCGUUGAAGCAUACAUUCGCGGCCCAUCCUUGACUACAAUCAUACUUAUGGUGACGUCACACUUGAAUACGCAGACUGCUGUGCUGCCGAAUAGCAUCAUGCACUACAAUAUAGCACGAGUCAAAAUUAAGUCCUUGUGUGACAAAUUGGACACACAUGUCCCUCAUCACAUUAAAGACUGAACAAGAUUAUUCCUCAUUACAUUAAAUAUGUUUUUCUCCAAUUGUUCAUCAGAUAUAGACUUUACAGGUUUAUUGUUUUACAAAACGGCGUCAACUUCACCAAUUUUAUUGCUUUGCCUGAGUAUGUACACGUAUAAUACAGUUAUCUUGGUUACAUUGUAUCCAAAUUGUUUUUAAUAAAUUACACUCUACACAAUAUAAUAGUCUAUUUAUCAUUCUUGCCUAUGGAGGGGUAAAUGUGUCUUGAG